Messenger RNA from Alternaria atra, 609 nucleotides. RefSeq lists its product as uncharacterized. Bases 1 to 609 code for a protein of 202 amino acids. NCBI's taxonomy places the organism in Eukaryota, Fungi, Ascomycota, Dothideomycetes, Pleosporales, Pleosporaceae. The transcript has 2 exons. The record is from RefSeq and is a predicted model, not a curated record. Gene Ontology annotation, cellular component: respiratory chain complex IV; mitochondrial intermembrane space; mitochondrion. Gene Ontology annotation, biological process: mitochondrial respiratory chain complex IV assembly.
AUGAUUGCGCUCGUCAACGUCUACUGCCGACAAUCCUCUCCAGUCUACAAGGCCCGUCCUCAAACAUACCCUGCCGACGUACGUAGCUAUUCCGAACAGCCUCGUCUGCGAUCCGCCUACCGUGCGACUGACCCCCGCGCCAGUUUUGACAGUCGCCUCCACCUCCGCAUCUCCUCCGCAACCUCGAAAAUCGUAACCAUGGGUUGGUUCGGCUCAAGCUCCAAAGACGACUCCGGUGUCAAGAAGACAGAGGGCGGCGCAUUCGAAUCACCCUCACGAUCCAACCGAAAACAAUGCUACGCAGCACGUGAUGCCUUCUUCGAAUGUCUCGACAAGAACAACAUUUUGGACAGCAUAAACUCAAAGUCCGGCAGGGAUAAGGCUGCAAGCUUCUGUGCACAGUUUGAUCAAGAGUUUGAGAAGAAUUGCGCACACAGUUGGGUACGUGGAAUCUCCGAACGGCAACAAGCACACUUCACUGCCUGCGUCGAAUACUUCAAGAAGCAGCGAGUGGUAAAUUACCAAAGAGAACAAACGAUCAAAAAGAUCGAGAUGCAAGGCGGAGAAAUUACAGCGCCGCAACUACCACUACCGGGCCAGAACAAAUAG